Messenger RNA from Cyprinus carpio (common carp), 4654 nucleotides. RefSeq names its product microtubule-associated serine/threonine-protein kinase 3-like. Gene Ontology annotation, molecular function: protein binding; ATP binding; magnesium ion binding. Gene Ontology annotation, biological process: peptidyl-serine phosphorylation; intracellular signal transduction. The record is from RefSeq and is a predicted model, not a curated record. Lineage: Eukaryota; Metazoa; Chordata; Actinopteri; Cypriniformes; Cyprinidae.
GACCCCUUCUUUCAGUCAGGCUCUAUGACAACUUCCUCUACUCCGCACAACCGCCUUUCUUUUAUUGUUGCCCUAAACUUGCUAUCGUUACAGUUGGGUUGCUAUACCUUCAAGUGCGCGAGCAGCAUCCGUUUGGAGGUGACAGGACUUGAGUAUAACCUAUAACCAGGCGAUGGCAUUUUCCAAACCUAUGUGGCAAUGUAUCACUUGUGAGAAAAUAACGCGAUGAUGGCAUGGCGUUGCUGUAACGUUACUUAAGGCGCUUUCUGUCUACUCCCCGAACCGCGUGCAAUGGAGUCUGUCGACAUGGAGUUCGCCUGGGAGUUACAUUAGACUUCACUGCUUUUACUCGUGCCAAUGCUGCGGUGUAUCAUCGAUGAGGAUUUGUUAACUGCGGGGACAACGAAGACGAGCACGCCGACAUCAUGUCUGAUCGGAAUUACUGGACGGUGUGUCCGAGUUAUAAAAGUCAGUUCGUUUCAGGAGGUUUAGUCAAACGACCCAAGAGUAAUCGGAGCAAGAGGAAGAGUUUGGCUCCCUCACCUACUCUAUCAAGACCACUCUCACCCCUUCCUUUGCCAUCUGGCAGCAGUCCACAGGACAGUCCCAGAAAUGUCUCCAGCAGUGCUUCGGUCAAUUUUCCGUUCAUGCGGAGACCAGACACGCGAAGGUGGUCUGUAGCAUCUGUCUCCUCUGGAUAUGGAACCAAUCCAACCAGUUCUGCUGUUUCAUCUUCCUCUUCCUCACAGGAGCUCCUGCACCAGCUGCCCUCCCAGCCCACCCCAGAUGACCUCCAUCGCCUCUUCAAGCAUUUCAGGAGCUCAGAGAGUGUGGCAGAUGAGGAUGGACAGCCCUCGCCUUUCCGUCCUCGCUCACGGAGUCUUAGCCCUGGGCGAACAUGUGGCUCUUUUGAUAACGAGAUUGUUAUGAUGAAUCAUGUCUACAAAGAACGGUUUCCAAAGGCUACAGCUCAGAUGGAGGGGCGUUUGCUGGCAGUGAUUGCAGACUACUCCCCAGACAGCGCUCCUCCUCUUGCUGAUGGAGUGCUGGGCUUCAUUCAGCACCAGCUGGUCGAGCUCGUCCGAGACUGUCUGGAGAAGUCCAGAAAGGGGCUCAUCACAUCUUGCUACUUUGUGGAACUUCAGGAAAAAUUAGAAAGUUUCCUACAUGAGGCAUAUGAGCGCUCUGAGAGUGAGGAAGUGACUGUUAUUGCUAAACUCGUGAAGAAGAUUCUCAUCAUUAUUUCCAGACCAGCAAGACUACUGGAAUGUCUGGAGUUUGACCCUGAAGAGUUUUAUCAGCGUCUAGAAGUUGCAGAAGACCAUGCAAAAGUUGACCAGGGCAUCAAGACUGACAUCCCUCGAUACAUCAUCAGCCAACUGGGUCUCACUCGAGACCCCCUGGAGGACAUGGUGCAGUUUGAGCACAACAACUCAGGCAGCCCAAGCAGAGAACUGGAUGACACUGCAGAGAAUCGUCCUGGAAACACAACACCUCGAAGAAAACCUCUGGAAAGAGAUUUUGAGACUAUAAAGCUCAUCAGCAAUGGGGCUUAUGGGGCCGUGUACCUAGUAAGGCAUCGUGGGACACGGCAGCGGUUUGCUAUGAAGAAGAUAAACCGGCAGAACUUGAUCCUGAGGAACCAGAUCCAGCAGGUGUUUGUGGAACGAGACAUCCUGACGUUUGCAGAGAACCCUUUUGUGGUCAGCAUGUUCUGCUCCUUUGAGACACGACGGCACCUUUGCAUGGUCAUGGAGUAUGUGGAGGGUGGAGACUGUGCAAAUUUGCUGAAGAAUAUGGGUCCCUUGCCGGUGGACAUGGCUAGAAUGUACUUUGCAGAGACGGUUCUGGCACUAGAGUAUCUUCAUAAUUAUGGCAUUGUGCACAGGGAUCUCAAACCUGACAACUUGCUCAUUACAUCAAUGGGGCACAUUAAACUGACUGACUUCGGUUUGUCUAAAAUCGGUUUAAUGAAUAUGACCACAAACCUGUAUGAAGAACACAUGGAGAAAGAUACACGAGAGUUCAUUGAUAAACAGGUCUGUGGCACUCCAGAGUACAUUGCACCAGAGGUGAUCCUGAGGCAAGGUUAUGGGAAACCUGUGGAUUGGUGGGCCAUGGGGAUUAUCCUGUAUGAGUUCCUGGUGGGCUGUGUGCCUUUCUUUGGAGACACACCAGAAGAGCUCUUUGGCCAGGUGGUCAGUGACGAAAUUGAGUGGCCAGAGGGUGAUGAUGCAUUACCUCUUGAGUCGCAAGACCUCAUCACAAAACUGCUGAGACAAUGUCCCAUAGAGCGCUUGGGAGCUGGAGGUACAGCAGAGGUCAAACAUCACAUCUUCUUCCGUGGUCUGGACUGGAGUGGACUGUUAAGGCAGAAAGCAGAGUUCAUUCCACAGCUUGAAACUGAAGAAGACACAAGCUUCUUUGACACACGUUCUGACCGUUACCACCACUCUGAGGAGGACGAUGAGACAAACGAUGAUGAGUCUUAUCAGGAGAUCAAGUUCUCUUCCUGCUCGCAUCGCUUCAGCCAGGUGUACAGUAGCUCCGAGCAGCUGGCUUCUCCCUCCAACUUGAGCCUGUCCUCCUCUGAGCGGAGCUGCAGCGAGGAGAAGGAGGACAGGUGGGAUAGUCAUUCAAUGCUUUCUCCAGUGGAAACCCCCAGAACGCUUCCAUUUAGCGACAGGAAGCAGGAUUCCCACAGGAGCAGUCCCAGGCCAAGAGCAUCAUCUAGUUCAUCUCAGCCUGAGAGGGGAAGCCUUGAGGCCAUGCCACGCUUUGCUUUUCCUGAGGAUGAGGAAGGUCUUGUCUCAAAUCUCCGGCGAAUUCGUCUGCGCAGCAACUCCACUGGAACAAGACCUACUAAUCGUAGGGACCACAAGGGUCCGCACCGCCUCGGGCUUCAGCAGGAGACCCCAGAGAAGCCACGCUCAUCAUUUACAUGCAAAGUCCCCAAGUCUGCAUCCGUGUCUGGCCUUUCCCUCAUUGUCACAGCAGAUGACAUCCCGGGUGGGCUCCAGACAAGCCCCAUGUCUUCACACUCCCUCUCAUCCAACCCUUCAUCUCGGGACUCUUCCCCAAACCGAGACCUCUCUCUCAGCACAAGCAUUCUUUGUCCUCCUGUGGUCAUCCACAGCUCUGGGAGGAAGUAUGGCUUUGCGCUCCGUGCCAUUCGGGUCUACAUGGGUGACACUGAUGUCUACACGGUGCACCACAUGGUCUGGAGCGUUGAAGACGGCAGUCCUGCUCACGAGGCUGGGCUGAGGGCUGGGGACCUCAUCACUCAUGUGAAUGGAGAGUGUAUCCAGGGUCUGGUGCACACGGAUGUGGUGGAGCUUCUGCUGAAGAGUGGCAGUAAAGUGACUCUGCAGACGACUCCUCUUGAGAAUACGUCCAUUAAAAUCGGGCCUGCGAGAAAGACCAGCUCGAAGGGGAAGAUGGCACGACGCAGCAAGAAGAGCAAAAGGAAAGAGGGUCAAGACAGCAAACGGCGAAACCUUUUGAAGAAGCUGCCCAAACACAGUCCAGGGAUUCAGAACAGUCGCAGUUUCUCAGCGGGUUUUCAGCACUCACCUAAUGACAGCCUGUCGGACUCUCCAACGCCGAGUCUAUCUCCUGGGCCCAACACCCCGUGCAGAAGCCCAGCUCCAGACCUGUCAUGUGAUUCAAACUCUCCACAGAGUUCCUCACCCUGCUCAAGCUCUCCGAAUUCACCCAUUCCUCAGAGUCGACCAAGUUCUCUUCAUGUUUUGGGAUCCAAGAUUGGCCUCCGCUAUAGCAAACCAGGCCGCUGCAAGUCCGCCAACAGUAUCCCCCCCUCUCCCCUCGCCUGCAAUCCCUCCUCACAGCCUCUGUCUCCACAGUGUUCUCCAUCUUCCCUCACUGGAGUUCCUAAAAGCCACCACUCGUUUCAUAAUAAGAUGAUGUCCCCGCCGACCAUCGUGAGACAGACAGUGUGUCCCCGCAGCGCAGAAUCACCCCGUUCACCACUGCUUAACAGGGUUCAGUCAUCUGAGAGGCCCUCCUGUGCCCAGCAUGGAGACAAAAAGCCUUUCUCCACUCGAAGACACACUGUGGAAGUUCCCCAGAGUGAAGCUGAGGGACUCGAGUUACAACCUAGUGACAUUGCCUCAGGUUUUGUGUGUGUCGGUGACCAUGCUAGACAAGGGCUGUACCUGGCUGGCCAACGAGUGAGGGACUCCGGCGGUGCGGUGAUGAGGAAGCUAAACUUGUCUGAGAGACGAGAUUCAUUUAAAAAGCAGGAAGCUGUUCAGGAAGUCAGCUUUGAUUACUCCGAUGACAAGGAGGCCUCAACAUCUACACCUGUGCCAUCUCAUCCAUGUUUCAGAGCGGCAUGGAUCAGCGCAACACAGCCGGAAGGAGGCUCCCAAACUUCAGCGAGGAAGACCGAUGAGCUUGGAUCCAAGCUAAAAGAACAGAAGAAAGCAGAGGAUAAGUGUUAGCCUUAGAAAAGCCCAGAAAACUGUGAGACUCAGAUGUACGGGUGCUUCCAUUAUCAUUUAAAUCAUAAUCAGAGAAAGUACAGGGGUAGAAAGUCUUUGUUUAGUGUCAUGUAUUUGUAAGUUAGAAGUCAUUCACCUGCCAAACUGUCUUUUAAAGGGAUGCAAAUUCUGCCAUCAUUUUUUCAGCCUCA